Vitis riparia (riverbank grape) is the source of this 3468-nucleotide messenger RNA. RefSeq names its product RNA-dependent RNA polymerase 2. The transcript is spliced from 4 exons. Bases 43 to 3426 code for a protein of 1127 amino acids. Gene Ontology annotation, biological process: siRNA processing. Gene Ontology annotation, cellular component: nuclear RNA-directed RNA polymerase complex. The record is from RefSeq and is a predicted model, not a curated record. Gene Ontology annotation, molecular function: RNA binding; RNA-directed RNA polymerase activity. NCBI's taxonomy places the organism in Eukaryota, Viridiplantae, Streptophyta, Magnoliopsida, Vitales, Vitaceae.
UUCAUGUCCAAAUCAUAGUACUCCUCUCUUUCUCUCUCAACAAUGGCCGUAGGGGAGAGACCCACAGUGAAGGUCUCAAACAUCCCUAAAACAGCAAUAGCCAAGGAGCUCUGGAGCUUCCUGGAGUCCAAGCUGGGACCCAAUACAAUCUACGCUUUGGAAAUCGCCACUGAGCACAAAAACUGGAAGUCCAGAGGCUUCGGCAGAGUUCAGUUCGAGACCCUCCAAGCCAAGCGCGCUGCCGACCUCCUUUCUCUGCAAGGGGACCUCGUUUUCCGGGGCUCAAGCCUCUCCAUCUCUGCCACCUUCGAUGACAUUAUUGUUCGACCCGUUGAGCCCAGAAACCAAGUCGACUCGGGGGUUCUCCAUGUGGGCUUCUUAGUUGAAGACGAUUGCAUGUUGGUUUUGGAGUCGUGGGAGGGUGUGAAAACUUUGGUUAUGCCUGAGAGGAAUAGGGUGGAGUUUUGGGUGGACAAGGAUGGGGAGCGGUACAAGUUGGAGGUUCCAUUUGACGAUGUGUUGGAGAGCUCUGCAUGUUGUUUGGGAGGUGGGAAAGUUAAUGCGCUGCUUUUGAAGCUCAAGUAUGCACCAAAGAUCUUCCAAAAAUUUGCAGGCCCUAAUAUAGCUUCAAAGUUCAGUGCUGAUCGGUACCAUAUCUCCAAGGAAGAUGCUGAGUUCCUUUGGCUACGGACGACAGAUUUUUCAAGUAUAAAGUCACUUGGACAGUCAACUUCAUUUUGUUGGGAAAUUAAAGAAGGAUUUCCAGCUUUAGAUAUUUUUGCUAGUUUCCCAUAUUAUAAAGAUCUGACCGAGCUAACUUUAGAACAAGGGGAAGCAUUUUGUUCAGAUUCUGGGCUAGUUCCUCUUGUGAAAUGUGAAUCAGGUCCUAAGUUAGAAUAUGAAAUCCUUUUCCAGCUCAACUCCCUUGUCCAUGCUCAAAAGAUUAGCCUUGCUGCAGUUGACACUGAUUUGAUUGAGAUACUUAGCAAUUUACCUGUAGACACUGCUAUUAUGAUUCUUCAGAAGUUGCAUAAACGGAAGUCUACUCAUUAUGAUCCCAUAUCAUUUAUUAAGGCUCAGGCACAUAUCAUCAACAUGAACAUUAAGAAUCUUCCACCAUCAUCUCACAGCAGGUUAACAAACAAUAAUGUAAUGAGUUGCCAUAGAGUCCUUGUUACCCCGUCAAAGAUUUAUUGCUUGGGUCCUGAGCUUGAGUCUUCUAAUUAUGUUGUAAAGCACUAUGCAGCAUAUGCUUCAGAUUUCGUGAGAGUUUCUUUUGUUGAAGAAGAUUGGAGUAAACUUCCUUCAAAUGCCCUUUCCAUGAGUAUUCGUAAAGCUUUCUUUGCCGACCCUUUCAGAACUGAAAUAUAUCAUCGAAUAUUAUCUAUUCUCCGUGAGGGAAUUGUAAUUGGAGCUAAAAGAUUUCAGUUUCUUGCAUUCUCUGCUAGUCAACUCCGUUCAAAUUCUGUUUGGAUGUUUGCUUCUAAUGACAAAGUAAGAGUAGAUGAUAUUAGAGAAUGGAUGGGCUGCUUCAAAAAGAUCCGCAGUGUGUCAAAAUGUGCAGCAAGGAUGGGUCAAUUGUUCAGUUCUUCUGUACAAACUCUCCCUGUCCCAGUACAAGAUGUUGAGGUUAUUCCUGAUAUUGAAGUUACCUCUGAUGGUUUUGGCUACUGCUUCUCAGAUGGAAUUGGAAAAAUUUCACUCUCUUUUGCUAAGCAAGUUGCUCAGAAGUGUGGGUUGCAUCAAACACCUUCAGCAUUCCAAAUUCGAUAUGGUGGUUAUAAAGGUGUUAUAGCUGUUGACCGGAAUUCCUUCCGGAAGCUCUCUCUACGCAGUAGUAUGUUAAAAUUUGAAUCACAAAACAGGAUGCUUAAUGUCACUAAGUGGAGUGAGUAUACGCCUUGCUAUUUGAACCGGGAGAUUGUUUCCCUCUUGUCUACCCUGGGAGUGGAGGAUGAAAAUUUUGAAGCAUUGCUAAAUGAACAAAUGCAUCUUCUCGACAAAAUGCUGUCAAAUAGGCAGGCCGCUCUGGAUGUUUUAGAGAGCAUGGGUGGGAUUGAUAAUAAAAACAUUCUAGCAAAGAUGCUGCUUCAGGGUUACGAGCCAAAUGUGGAGCCUUACCUUUCAAUGAUGCUUCAAGCUUAUCGUGAGAGCCAAUUGUCUGAUAUAAGAACUAGAUGCCGGAUAUUUGUCCCAAAGGCCCGUGUUCUAAUUGGGUGCUUGGACGAGACAGGAAUUUUAAACUAUGGCCAAGUUUAUGUCCGAGUAACCAUGACAAAAGCAGAGCGCAAAUGCUGCAAUCAGAGUUUUUUCCAGAAGGUGGAUGACACGACCUCUGUAGUAAUAGGGAAGGUGAUUGUAACCAAAAACCCAUGUCUUCAUCCAGGAGAUAUCAGAGUUCUUGAUGCAGUUUAUGAGGUAGAAUUGGAGGAGAAAGGUUUGGUGGAUUGUAUCCUUUUUCCUCAGAAAGGGGAAAGGCCUCAUCCAAAUGAGUGUUCUGGUGGCGAUCUCGACGGAGAUCAAUUUUUCAUAUGCUGGGAUGAAGGUCUCAUCCCAAGCCAAACUGAGGCCCCCAUGGACUACACCAGCAGAAGACCUCGCAUAAUGGAUCAUGAUGUGACCUUAGAGGAAAUCCAAAAGUUUUUUGUUGAUUACAUGAUCAAUGACACUCUGGGUGUCAUCUCUACUGCACAUUUGGUACAUGCAGAUCGCGAACCAGAGAAAGCCCGGAGUAAAAAAUGUCUUGAGCUGGCAACCCUUCACUCCAUGGCCGUGGACUUUGCAAAGACGGGAGCCCCAGCAGAGAUGCCUAGGGUUUUAAAACCAAAGGAAUUUCCGGAUUUCAUGGAGAGAGUAGACAAACCCAUGUACAUCUCCAAUGGAGCACUGGGGAAGCUCUACCGUGCCACCAUUGCCUCAAGAGCGAAUGAAAAGUCCAGCUGUGUUUGGUCAGGGACGAUCCCAGGCGCUGCCUAUGAUCAUGAUCUUGAAGUGGACGGCUUCGAAACCUUUCUCGAAAUUGCGAAACUUCACAAGGAGAUGUAUGCAGAGAAAAUGGCCACAUUAAUGAAUUUCUAUGGGGCGGAGAGUGAGGAUGAAAUGCUGACUGGUAAUCUGCGAAACAAGUUGAUGUAUCUGCAGCGGGAUAACAGGAGAUUCACAGAAAUGAAGGAUCGAAUACUGAUAUCAGUUAAGAGCCUACAGAAAGAAGCCAAAGAAUGGUUGUAUGGUAGCUGCAAGCCACACCAACAUCAGAAAAUGGCCUCAGCUUGGUACCAUGUCACUUAUCACUCUACUUUCUCUUCAGAGAACCCUAAUUUCUUGAGCUUCCCUUGGAUUGUGGGAGAGGUUUUGCUGGUCAUUAAGUCUGCAAAUAGCAGAAAAUCUGAAACUUCGAAAGAUAAUUGUAUUCAGCAGAAUAUGUAAAUUGGAUGUUAUUUACUAAGAAAAGAGAAUUGAUGCAGAAAA